Molecule: messenger RNA, 3972 nt
Organism: Caenorhabditis bovis
Lineage: Eukaryota; Metazoa; Nematoda; Chromadorea; Rhabditida; Rhabditidae
Source: the annotation of a GenBank genome assembly
AUGGACACCGAUGGCGAUAGUAUUGUCAAUGAAUCCGAAGAACAAAAGAAAUGGUCGACAUCCGAUGAAAAUCAGUGGAGAAUUGUCUCCAAUAUUCACUAUUAUUUAAGAGAAGGAUUCUACGGGACCGCUUUGCAAAUUUGCGACGGAUUUCUGCGAACUUCAAAAGAUUCACUCGUUUCCCUAUAUAGAGGUGUAUGUCUAACGCUUCUUGGAAAGAUUCCUGAAGCCACACGGGCUCUUGAGCAAAUCAACGACGACGAAAUUUCGCUAGGAAGCUUGUACGCCCUCAAAUGGGCGCAUUCUUCGGCGUUCAAUCCAGACAAGCAAUCUCUAAUCGAAAUCGAAACAUCGAUAAGUGGAAAGAGUCACGAUGAAAAAUGUCCGUCGUCAUCGUUUGCCGCCGCCGCCGCCGUUUUAUACUUUUCCGGCGAAUAUCAAAAAGCGAAGCAAUUGUUGGAUUUGGCGAGGAAAAAAUCGAAUGAGAGGAGAGCUGAGUAUUACUGUCUCCUUGGCUGGAUCGAUUUGGCUCUGGGACGUAACCAGAAAUCCACGCAAGAGUUGUUCGAAAAAGCCGCCGGGCAAGGAUAUCCGGACGGCUAUAUCGGACGAUGUCGGAUUCUUGAAGGCUAUCAUUCGGCAACCGAAAUGAAAACUGUCGCCAAAGAAUUGACAAUAACCAGCUAUCAAUUCGUUCCGGGACACAUUGAACGAGUGAAGUCGGCGAUUAUGCUGAAAGAAUGGAACAACGCGAUCGACGCGCUUCAGAAUUCCAACGUCCCCGAUGGAAGUAACGCCUACAUUGAAUUGCUGCGAACAGUGCACGCGAUAUGCUCGGCGGGCCUCAACGGUGGUCUGAAUACAACGCUGGCUUCGAUGCAGAAAUGUCUGGAAGACAAUGAGCCUGACAAUCAUUCACUGUUCGGCCGAAUUGCCGGAUUGUUGGCAUCGCUGAGUGGCAAGGACAAGGGCAUUCUCACAUUUGCGAGGCGAAUCGCUGCCAAGGCGCUUCAGAUUUCAAGAAAACCGGAAUAUCUUGCGUUGGGCCUUCGGAUUGCAGUGGGACUCGCCGAAACCAAAGAAGUCUCAUCGAUUUCCAAAGAACUGAUGACGUUGGAUUGCGAUGAUCCGUUUGCAUCUCUAGGAACUGUUCUGGCGAUGCUGAUGAGUGGCAGAAUCAAGGAUGCGGUCACCCAAUACGAGAUCAUUCAAGCCGCUCAUCCAAAACUUGAAGAAUCGGCUCUUUAUUACACAAUUGGUGCAAUAAUUGGGAAGCAAAGUGGAAAAUCGAGUUUUGACGCGUUUCGGCAAUUGAUUGAAACAAGUCUGGACAAGCAUAGAAUACAAGUCCAGAGCUAUCCAUUUGGUCUGAAAUAUUUCGAGCAUUUUCAAUCCGAUCUUCUUUAUCUCAUGGUUGAGCAAACGUCUGAUUUCGCUCCACUUGUGCCCAUUAAAUCUGCCAAUGAUUGUUUAAAACUCGGCGAAAAAAUUCUGAAUCUCAUAAUCGAGACGGCUCCAGCUCUCUCGCAUUGUACCUACCAAAUGGCAAAAAUCAAAUAUCUCGGUAGCAAUUAUGCGGAUGCCGAGAAGUUUAUUAAAAUGAGCUUGGAUAAGAAUGAAACAUUCACCGAGGGCUACAUUUUAAAGGCGCAGAUAAUCGUUGAUCGCGGCGGGAAACUCGUGGAAGCUGAAAAUGCUUUAACAACGGGUUUGAACUUCAAUUUUGCUCUUCGAGAGACAUCUCUUUAUCAUUUCAUCAAAGCGAAAACGCUAAAGAAGAAGAACGAGAAUGAGGAGGCUGUCAAAACGCUUCGAGCUGGUCUCAGGCUUCCCGUCAAAGAAGUCACGAAUAAUCUUCUUCUUCCAAAAGAAGAAGCUGACACUCAUCGAAUAUCGGUUCAGUUGGAGCUCAUUGACACCUUGCAAAUUAUGAAAAGAACUGCGGAAGCUGAACAGGCAAUGAACGAUGCGAUGAAGGAUUGGGAGGGCAAACCGGAGCAGGAGCAGCUGAUCAUCUCACAAGCUCAACUUUUUGUUACCAAAGGUCAAGCCGAUAAGGCAUUGGCGUUGUUGAAGAAGGUUCAACCCGGUCAGGCAAAUUUCCAUCUAUCGCGCGUGAAAAUGGCCGAAAUUUAUCUGGAAGAGAAAAAAGACAAAUUCAUGUUCGCCGCGUGCUAUCGCGAACUGCUUGAAGUCGAGCCAACGCCGGCGUCCUACUCGAUUCUCGGCGACGCGUUCAUGAGUAUUCAGGAGCCGGAAGAGGCCAUCGCGUAUUAUGAGCAGGCGCUGAAAAUGCAGAACAAAGAUUUGUUGCUCGCCGAGAAAAUUGGCGAGGCCUAUGUGAUGUCGCAUUUGUAUACAAAAGCGGUCAACUUCUACGAAGCUUCGAUGAACAUUUACAAGGACAAAAAGAUGAGGUUGCGAUUGGCCGAGCUUCUACUCAAAUUGCGCAAUUUCGAGAAAUGCGAACGAGUGCUGAAACAGCCAUUGGAGCAGGAGCCGAAUCCGAUGGAUCCCGAAGUGAUUAGCGCGCAUGUUCAAUUCCUUCUACUGUUAUCGCGGACAUAUCAGCAGAAGGAGCAAUAUUCUGAUGCCUUCGAUUGUAUGAAUAAAGCGAAAAUGAUGCAAUUGCGAUUGUUGAAUAAAAACGACACGCAGACGAACACGGCGGUUCGACGGGAAGCAUCGAGAAUUUGUUGUCUUCUUGCCGAAUUGCAUAUGAGAAGACACGAUGUAUCAAAAGCCACCGAACUUUACAAAGAAGCUGUCGGGUUUUACGAAAAUGACAUUAAGAGCAAUUUGGCUCUUGCUCAUAUUUACAUGCAGCAGAAUAAGCUUCAACUAUGCAAUCAAAUGUGCAUGACGGUUUUGGGAAUUGAGCGGGACAAUGAUGAAGCGACACUGAUGAUGGCGGAUUUGUUGUAUUUGAAGAACGAGGGCGAGCAGGCGAUUAUUCAUUUCAUGCAGCUUCUCACACGAAAUCCGAAUCAUUAUCACGCAUUGGCAAGGGUUAUUGAGUUGUCGUGGAGGAUCGGCGAUUCGGAGCACGCCGAAAAGUUUUUGGCACGUGCUGUUGAAGCCCAACCGCGAGCGAUUCUCGACGCCGGCUACAAUUAUUGCAAAGGGCUGAAUGAGUGGUUCACCGGCGAUCCGAAUGGAUCACUUCAAGCGUUCAAUCGAGCUCGUCGCGAUCCCGAGUGGGGCGAGAAGGCGACAUACAACAUGAUCGAAAUCUGCUUGAAUCCGGACAAUGAAAUUAUUGGAGGAGAGGUUAUGGAUCAAUCCGAUGGAAGUGACGACGCCGAUCGUGCCAUGGGUACGAAGACAGCGGAAAAGUUUUUGAAGGAGCUCCGCUACAAGCCAACCGUUGAUACGAGAUACACGCUUAUGGAGAACUUUAUACUGAUCCACACCGGAAAUCGGAACAACAUCAACAAAGCGUUGAAUGUGUUUUUGACGAUGGCUGGCGAAGGGGAGCCGGUCGCAAAUGUUGGCGCGGUGCUUGGCGCGGCGCGCGCCUAUAUGCUUCUCAAACAAAGUCCCAAAGCGAAAGCUUUGCUUAAGAGGGUGUUGGCACACAAUUGGACGCUGGAUGACGCCGAUUAUCUCGAAAAAUGCUGGCUGCAAUUGGUUGAUUUGUACAUUUAUCAGUCGAAAACCGAGCAGGCGACGAAGGUUUUGGAUUUGGUGCUGCACCAUAAUGCGAGCUCAAUAAAAGCCUAUGAAUGCAUGGGAUAUUUGCGGGAGAAGGAGCAGAAGUACGCAGAAGCUUAUCAACAUUAUGAGAAGGCUUGGAGAAUUUGUAAAUUUCGAAAUCCGGCGAUCGGCUACAAACUGGCCUACAAUUAUCUGAAAUGCAAGAAAUUCUUCGCCUCAAUCGAAACGUGCCAUCGCGUCCUCGAGCAAUUUCCGAAUUAUCCGAAAAUCAAAAAGGAGAUUCUCGACAAAGCUCGAAUGCAAAUCCGAACUUGA